AUGGGAACCAACAACCCAGUCAACCAAUCUAGAGUGUCAUCAUACAGGAUUGUACUGUUGGGGAAAAGUGAGGAAAAGAAGAUCAAACUUGGUAACCUGAUCAAUGGGUACCAAGGUUUUCACUGCCAAAAACAGUCACCAAUAAUGCACUGUGUGGCCUGCUGUAGCGAGUGGAGAGGAAAGCCAUUAACAGUGGUGAAAACUUCAAACCUGUUCACUCUGCCUGUGGAGGACAUGAGAAAAACAGUGAAGAGUUGUCUGAGUCUCUGUCCUCCUGGACCUAAUGUUCUGCUGCUGUUGGUGAAACCGUCUGAUUUCAUUAACGAAGACACAAACACUCUGAAGUUCAUACUGAGUUUGUUUGGUGAAGAUUUCUAUAGACACUUGAUGGUCAUCAUCACAGAUCAGGAUGAAAUGAGUCUCUCUUUAAAUGAACUUGUUAGAAAAUGUGGAAGACAGCAUUACAACAUGUUUGAAGAUAAUUGUGAAUCAUUAAUGGAGAUGAUUCAGAAAAUGGUAAAUGAAUCCAAUGAACCACUCCUGUUAAAGAACGACUUCAUCAAACCAUCUUUAAACCUGGUUCUGUGUGGGAGGAGAGGAGCAGGGAAGACGUCAGCAGCCAAGGCCAUUUUAGGUCAGACUGAGCUUCAUUCAGUCUCCAACUCAUCAGAGUGUGUUAAACAUCAGGGAGAGGUGUGUGGACGUUGGGUUUCCCUGGUGGAGCUGCCUGCCUUGUAUGGAAAAUCUCAGGAGGCAGUGAUGGAGGAAUCACUCAGGUGUAUCUCCCUCUGUGAUCCUGAGGGUGUCCAUGCCUUCAUCCUGGUCCUACCUGUGGCUCCCCUCACUGAUGAAGACAAGGGAGAGUUAGAGACCAUCCAGAACACAUUCAGCUCUCGAGUCAAUGACUUCACCAUGAUUCUGUUCACUGUGGACUCAGAUCCUACAGAUCCAGCUGUUGGUAACUUUAUAAUGGAAGACAAGGACAUGCAGGAGCUCUGUGAGAGCUGUGGAGGAAGAUCUGUUGUUCUCAACAUUAAGGACAAACAGCAGAUCCCAAAACUGUUAGAUAACAUGGACAAAAUGAGAUUGGGAAAGGACAAACAAUGGAGUUAUACAACUGUAGCCUUUGCACAUGCUCAAAUACGAAAGAUUCUACAACAAGAGAGAAACAUCACUUUGCACAAAGCUGAACUUGAAAAAUUUAAAAACAAGAUGCACAGCACCUGUGAUGAGGAGAAGCAGAGCACCAAAAGUCUCAGGAUUGUGCUGAUAGGAAAGACCGGCAAUGGAAAGAGCUCUACAGGAAACACCAUUCUAGGAAGAAAGGAGUUCAAAGCAGAAUCGAGCCAAACAUCAGUCACCAAAUACUGUCAGAAAGCACAGGGUGAAGUGGACGGUCGUCCUGUUGCUGUGGUCGACACUCCUGGACUGUUUGACUCAACUUUGACACAUGAAGAAGUUCAUGAGGAGAUGAUGAAAUGUGUCAGUCUUCUGGCUCCAGGACCACAUGUCUUCCUGCUGGUGUUAAAAAUUGGCAGAUUCACACCAGAGGAUAAACAAACACUCGAUUUAAUCAAGAAAGGUUUUGGAAAAAGUUCUGGAAAGUUCACCAUCAUUCUUUUAACUGGAGGAGAUUCACUGGAGGAUGAUGAGGUGUCUGUUGAAGAGUACAUCCAACACAAAAGUGAUGAUUCUUUUAAGAAGCUGAUUGCUGACUGUGCAGAAAGAUACCAUGUGUUCAAUAACCGUGAGAAAAAAAGCCGCACACAAGUCAGCGAGCUGGUAACAAAGAUUGACACCAUGGUGAAGGACAAUGGAGGAAGCUGUUUCACCAAUGAGAUGCUGCAAGAGGCUGAAGCAGCAAUAAAGAAGGAAAUGCAGAGGAUCCUAAAGGAGAAGGAAGAAGAGAUGAGGAAACAGAUAAGGGAACUUGAAAGAAAACAUGAGGAAGAAAAAGAAACAAUGAAAAGAAGAAUGGUUGAACAGGAAGAGAAAAUUGAACAAGAGAGAAAACUGAGAGAACAACAACUUAAAGAAAAGGAGGAACACAUCAACAAAGAGCGCGAGCAGAGAAAGAAAGAACAGGAGGAGAGAGAAGAAGAAGACAAGAUGAAGAGAAAAGAGGAAGAACUUCAAAGAAAAGAGUGGAAACAAAAAUUUGAAGCUUUAGAAAAAAAAAUAAAAUCAGAAUCUGAAGAAAAAGAAACCAUAGAUAAAAAGUUGAUACAGAACAGAAUGGAAAUGAGAAAACAACAAGAGGCCUGGGAGGAGGAAAGAAAAGACUGGUGGGAGAAACGAUAUCGUGAAGCUCGACAGUCUCGCAUUAAGGAGCUAGAAAGAAUUGAAAAGCUCCAAAAAGAAUUUGACCUGGAAAGAGAAACAUAUGAAAAAAGAAAAGAAGAAGAUCGAAUCAGAAGACUACGUGAAGAAAAAGAGAGAAAAGACUUAGAGGAAAGCUACAAAAGAAAGAUAGAUGACAUGAAAAAGAAAUCUGAAGAGAAUGCCAGAAAACAAGCUGAAGAGUUAAAUGACUUCAGAAGAAAAUACACCAAAGAUCUCGAAGCUUUGGCGAAAAAACAUGCUGACGAACUAAAGAAGCUGAUGCAAGAGCAAGAAACAGAAAUGCAACAGAAAAACCAAGAACACAGCGCACAGUUUAAUCAGCUACAACAACGCUCAAGAGACACAGAAAAGAAACUCAAAAAAGAACUGAAGAAGAAAGAAGAAAAUCAACAAAAACUGGAGGAACUGAACAAAAAACAAGAACAAGAGAUAAAUGAUCUGAAUGAGAAGUACAAAAAUAAAUGCACUGUCUUCUGA
Messenger RNA from Pelmatolapia mariae (spotted tilapia), 2820 nucleotides. Its product is annotated as GTPase IMAP family member 8-like. Bases 1 to 2820 code for a protein of 939 amino acids. The transcript is spliced from 3 exons. NCBI's taxonomy places the organism in Eukaryota, Metazoa, Chordata, Actinopteri, Cichliformes, Cichlidae. Gene Ontology annotation, molecular function: GTP binding. The record is from RefSeq and is a predicted model, not a curated record.